AGUGGUGAAUUGGAAUAAUUGCAUGGUUUAUCAAAACAACCGCCCACUCAUGACGUCACACCGCCUGCACCGUGUUUAUGAUGUGGUUUUGAGCAGCAGAUGCUAACGAGCACUAAGAUUCAUCACUAAACAUGCUCUGAAUUUCCGGCUGGCAGGCUCCACAGACAGAGAUGGCAGUGUGUGCACUGACCAUGUUGGAUGGGAUGGAGGAGGAGGUGACGGCAGCAGGCGGCGUGCUGCUGCUGGUCCUGGCCCUCGUCUUGGCUUGGCUCUCAACCCACGUGGCUGAUCGGGGAGACCACAUUCUGGGCACCAUCCUCACCGUGGGCACCCACGCCUCUCUGAUAGGACUGGGGGGCCACGACGGCUACAGCGGGGGAUCAGCCGGCGCGGACGCCUCCGAACAGCAGAGCGCUCCGCCUUCUCAAGAAAACAAGCCUGACGAUGGGGAGGAGAUGGCUGAAAGAGGAGAGGGUGAGGGCGAGGGGGCGGAGGGCGUUCGGACAGACCUGCUGCUGAACAUACAGAGCAAACAACCACCGCUUGGAGGGCGGCGGGCUUCCGGAGAAGAGGAGGAAGUGGAAGAGGAGAAAGAUGGAGCAGCGGAAGCAGCGGGAGUUUCAGAAAGGAAACCAGGAAAGCUCAUGUCCGUCUUGACCAACACCAUCUCCCCUGUCAGCACCACCCCCUCCAUCAGCAUCCGGCUCAAGUUUUUAAACGACACGGAGGAGGUGGCUGUCCUGGAUCCACAAGACACAGUGGGAAAACUAAAAAGUAAAUUUUUCUCCGGUCAGGAGCAUCAAGUUAAGCUCAUCUACCGAGGUCAGCUGCUGCAGGACCCCCGGAGGACUCUGUUUUCCCUCAACAUCACCGACAACAGCGUCGUCCACUGCCACAUCUCACCAUCACUUCACGAAGCCGCCCCGGACGAGGAGCCACCGUCCGGAGCCGAGGCCCGGCCCGAGGUCUCCGGGGGCUUCAGGGCUGCCGGGGUGGCGGUGAGCACCAGCAGCCUGGUGGUCCCCGUCUUCGUGGUGGUGCUGGCCGUGGUUUGGUACUUCCGCAUCAACUACAGGCAGUUCUUCACCGCCCCCGCGACCAUCUCCCUGGUGGGAGUCACUGUGUUCUUUAGCUUUCUGAUAUUUGGGAUGCACAGCCGCUGAGGAGGUGGAGGCGGGAGCGGACGCUCUGAGACUGAGGAGGAAAACGGGAUUAGCCGCGGUCGUAGGCGAGCGUCUGAGGAGACGGACGGACAGAAGCACCUUGUUGACGAUGCUACAGCUGGCUGCAGUGCGUGGGUGAAGAUUUUAUAGCUAAAUACAAAGAAUUGACAUUAACUGGAGCAUUAUUUUAGAAGUUUUCCAAAGUGGUGGAAAACAUGCUGGAACUCUUAUUGUGAAACAUGAAGGUUUCUUGUGUGUUCUGGAUUUGUUUUUAGGGUCAACAUUUUAGCUCAGAAUCCAAAUGAAACCACUCACUGUCGUGCUUCUCCACUCAAAUCUACAUUGUAAGGAUUGCUCUGUUAGGUUAUUUUCAUAAAUUCUGUAAGAAAAAAAAGACUGUAAAUGUGUAUUCCCUGUAAAUAAAUCAAACUGGAAAAGAUGA
Oryzias melastigma (Indian medaka) is the source of this 1605-nucleotide messenger RNA. It is a transcript of the gene tmub2, whose product is annotated as transmembrane and ubiquitin-like domain containing 2. Gene Ontology annotation, molecular function: protein binding. The transcript is spliced from 3 exons. Bases 171 to 1163 code for a protein of 330 amino acids. The record is from RefSeq and is a predicted model, not a curated record. Lineage: Eukaryota; Metazoa; Chordata; Actinopteri; Beloniformes; Adrianichthyidae.